CCGCCCCUGUCCUGCGUGGCCUUGAGCGUCGCCCCCUCUCUGGGCCCCAGCUUGCGCGCGGGCGCGGAGGGACCGGUGUCCUCGCGUGGCGCCGCGCUCUUCACCUUCUACCUGAGGGUUGGGAGCGUGCGCGGCCGCAGCCCGCACUGCCCGGUGGCCGACGCUGUGGAUCGUGAAUCUCCGACUUUCCUUGGCUCGUUUCUCCCGGGCUCCCGGGCCCUACGUCCUCACUUAACCUUGGGAGGCGACGCGCGCUCGUGAGGGCACUUGAUUUCUGUGGGCACCGCAGCAAGCGCUCCGUAGAGGGCCUCGUCCUUCCGUGUCCCGAGACGGCCAUCAGGCAACGCGUGCGGUCAGAUCCCCGCGGGCGGCCGGCGUGUUGGAUCGGCUGUGUUCUCCCUUCAGGAGAUGACAGACUUCCCGCAAAAGCACUGGCGUUUCUACCGGACGGCGAAAGGGUGCCUAGGAUCAGGAGCGGAGAUUAACUGCCCGUCCGAAUGCGCCGUCUGUGUGGCCCUCGCUCGUCGUGAGGCCUCGUCCACUUAGGGACAUUUGUGGAGCCCCAGCUGUGAGCCGCCUGGGGUGCUGGGCACCGGGAAUGCAGAGCGAUGCAGGUUACCAGGUAACAGGGGUGUUUAUGAAGAACUGGGACUCCCUGGACGAACAUGGGGUCUGCACUGCUGACAGAGACUGUGAGGACGCGUACCGAGUUUGCCAAAUCUUAGACAUCCCUUUCCACCAGGUGUCCUACGUGAAGGAGUAUUGGAACGAUGUGUUCAGUGAUUUUUUAAAUGAAUAUGAAAAAGGAAGGACUCCCAACCCUGACAUCGUCUGCAACAAGCAUAUCAAAUUCAAUUGUUUUUUUCAUUAUGCUGUGGAUAAUCUUGGAGCCGAUGCAGUUGCCACCGGUCACUAUGCAAGAACUUCGCUGGAAGAUGAAGAAGUCUUUCAGCAGAAGCACAUUAAGAGGCCAGAAGGGCUUUUCAGAAACCGAUUUGAAGUUAGAAAUGCGGUAAAGCUUCUCCAAGCAGCCGACAGCUUUAAAGACCAGACCUUCUUUCUCAGCCAGGUUCCCCAGGAUGCCCUGAGGAGAACCCUCUUCCCACUGGGGGGGUUAACAAAAGAGUUUGUAAAGAAAAUAGCUGCUGAGAACAGACUUCAUCAUGUGCUUCAGAAGAAGGAGAGCAUGGGCAUCUGCUUCGUUGGUAAAAGAAAUUUUGAAAAUUUCAUCCUUCAGUAUUUACAGCCUCGGCCCGGUAAAUUUAUUUCUAUAGAAGACAAUAAAGUUCUGGGGACACAUCAAGGUUGGUUCCUGUACACUUUGGGCCAGAGAGCCAAGAUCGGUGGCUUACGCGAGCCCUGGUAUGUGGUGGAGAAGGACGGCACCAAGGGCGACGUGUUUGUGAGCCCGAAGCCCCAGGACGUAGCACCUUUGGUCUGCCUCAGGGGCAGGCUAGCUAGACUGGAAGGCCAGGAGCGCUUGGGGGUCGGGGACAGGGUCCUCAGAAGCAGACCACCUCAGCUGGCCCCGGCCCCGCGGACGGACCACCCGGCCUUGUACAGGGACCUGCUGCGGACGAACCGCGUGCACUGGAUCGCGGAGGAGCCGCCCGCAGCCCUGGUCCGCGACAAGAUGAUGGAGUGCCAGUUCCGGUUCCGCCACCAGAUGGCGCUAGUGCCCUGUGUCUUGACCCUCAACCAAGAUGGCACCGUGUGGGUGACGGCUGUGAAGGCUGUGCGGGCCCUCACCCCGGGACAGUUUGCCGUGUUCUACAAAGGGGGUGAGUGCCUGGGCAGUGGGAAGAUCCUGCGUCUGGGGCCAUCCGCCUACACUCUCCAGAAGGGCAAGAGCAAAUCCACAGUGGCCACCGAGGGCUCCGGCGACAGUCCAGGCUCGGGUCCCGUGCUCUAAGUGCUGGCAGCAGAAGUGACGGAGCAGAGCCCAGGGUGGCCAGCCAGGGUCUACCCGGGUUGAUGCCGCUGAACCGGGGAGCCUGGCCCGGGAGAGCCCAGGAAGGCCCGUCCUGUCUUCUCCAGUUGGAGCUCUGGCUAGGAGGACUUGCUCGCUGGCGGGUCUGUCCCAGGCGCCCCAUUAUAGAGUUCCUUUCCUACCCAGGGAAGGUUUCCACCGGGAGCACACGGAGGGGACCUCUGCAGGGGCUGCAGGGACAGCGUUGAAUAAAACUUCUGUCCAGGACAUGGAUUCUGAUGGCGGCCUCCGUGAGUGGAGGACCAAGUGGGCUGUCGCGAGGGCUCCACAGCACGCCCCCGGCAUGUGGGAAGGCAGAUGGACAGCACAGAGAAGCGAUGGAAACCCCGCCCUCCUGUCCCUGUGAUCCUGGCCUCACCUGAGGCUGAGGACACUUGACGGGCCUUGAGCUGAGUCCCAGCAGCUCAGGGUCUGGGAAGGAUGAGAUCUUGAGGCCACCCUACCCUUGCAGGGUGCCCAGCACCCUGGCUGGUCUGUCAUGUUGAAAACUGCAGGGGUCUUCGUCCCAGUGAGGGGUUCCCGUGAGGUAGAAAGUUGGCUGGGGUGCACUUGUGCGUGUCUUCGGCUACCAGAAGGGAAGGCCUCUGGCUGGUACGCAGCAGACGCGUAUGCUUACAGGUCUGGAGGCGGGUCAGCAUGGUCGGGUGAGGGCCCUGGUGGGUCCCAGGGCCAUCUCCUCUGUCCUCACACAGGAGAAGGGCCCUGGUCCCAUGCUGGGGCUCCGCCCUCCUGCCCUAAGCACCUCCUGAAGGCCCCUGUCCCAGCACUGUCACAUCAGGUGUUAGGGUUUUUACCUGAAUUUCAGGGACACACUCAGACCAUAGCAGUGCAUGUGUGUGCGUGCAUGUAGUGUGUGUGGCCGGCUGCGAGCUGCUUGGCAGAUGAGAAUAAAGAACUUCAGA
Rhinolophus ferrumequinum (greater horseshoe bat) is the source of this 2892-nucleotide messenger RNA. RefSeq names its product tRNA mitochondrial 2-thiouridylase (gene TRMU). The transcript has 12 exons. The coding region runs from base 599 to 1912 and encodes 437 amino acids. Gene Ontology annotation, biological process: tRNA wobble position uridine thiolation. Gene Ontology annotation, cellular component: mitochondrion. NCBI's taxonomy places the organism in Eukaryota, Metazoa, Chordata, Mammalia, Chiroptera, Rhinolophidae. Gene Ontology annotation, molecular function: sulfurtransferase activity. The record is from RefSeq and is a predicted model, not a curated record.